AUGGGGAAAGUAAAUGAUCUUCGCGCUUGUUUCUCAUAUGAGAUAAUUUUACGUGAUGUUAUCUUGAUAUUUGAAUUUUUUUACUUUAAUAAAUUUUUUUUUACUAUUUUAAUAAAUUCUUACGUAAAAUUCGUCUAAAACAACAUGUAUCUUUAUAAUUGUUUCUUCAGUAAAUGUUAAAGAAAUAUUAACAACUUUUUUUAAAUGUUCAAAAGACAAUAAUGUAAAUUAUUGAAAUUGAUUUAAGUUUCCUUUUUGGUUAAGUCAUUCAAAUAUUAUCAAGUCAUUUACAGAUAAAUUAAUUUCAAUUUAAUAGAGAUUCAAUUUUUUUACUAUUAUACAUAACCUUAUAAAAAUUAAAAAUUUAAAUUUUAAAAAUAUUUUACAUGUGCUUUUUCAGCCACGUAUAGAUCCUCUAUCUUUAUUGAAAUGUCUUAGUGUCUUAUUGGGACCAACUGGAGGUAUUAAAAGUAAAGAAGAAGUUCAUCGAUUGGCUAAUUUAAUGACAAAGUUUUCAAAGAAGCUUGUUUCAAAAUGCAUUUACAUACAAAUAUUGAAAACUACAAAUACUGAUUUACUUAGUCAAUUUAUGGGUGCUGGAGGAUGGAAUCUUAUUCAUAUGUGGCUUACAGAUGGCAUUCUUGCAAAGAAUUGGGCUUUAAUUCAAGAGCUUUUAGAACUUUUGUUGUUAUGUCCAGUAGACAUAGAAAGAUUAAAAAGUAACAAUUGUCCUAAAUUAAUAAAAGGUCUAUCAAAAGAAGGUAGUCAUCAAGGUGUUAGAGUGUUAGCUAGUCGAUUGGUUGAACAGUGGUUAAAAAUAGUGAAAGGAGAAGCUGCACCAAAUUCUGUGCCAGCACAAAUCAUGACUAUUCCAAUACAAACUACUGGAGUUCUAGGACAAAGUUUAGUAUCUCAAUCAACGCAACAACAGUAUUCUAUUCAUUGUGGUAUUCAACAAGUCUCGGAUUCAGAAAAUGCGACAGUUCAAGUGCAAGAUUUGCAAUUUAUUCCAAAUUCUACAUCAACUAUUGCAGUCUCCCACAUUCAUCAGCAGCAACAGCAACAACAACAGCAGCAGCAACAAUCUCAAGAACAGCAACAGAUUCAGGAGAGGACAACUGUGCAACCUCUACAAUUGCAAGUUGUCAGUAAACCACAGCAAAUGCAAAUACAGCAAUUAUCAUCACAACAAUCAAAAAAGCCAGCAUUUGUUGUGGUAUCUGCAUCUUCACAAUCUCCAGUUCCUGUGUAUAAAAUUACAAUUCGUGAAGGCAAACAGAUUCUUACAAAAGUGGAGACAGACGCUGCAAAUAUUAAUAGUGUUUUAAAUACAAAUAGUACAAAUGUAGAAGUUAAUGGAGAUGUUGUGGAGGAUGCUCUUCCUGUGAAAAAAACUUCUGAGGAAGUAUCUACAGAACUCAGUGAUGGUGUAGUCAGUGGUCAAGAUUGUGAAAAAGACAUUGCACAAUCUGAAAAAUUAGACCAGGUUUCAAGUGAAGUGAAACAAACUGUAGUAGAUUCCACGGAUAGUCCUGAUGUGGAUAUUGUUAAAAAUAAAGAAAGCAAAGACAUUAAAGAUCUUAAAGACAAUAGUAAUAGUGAAAAUAGUAAAUCUAGUAAUAAAGAAAAUCGAGACUCUUCUAAAAAAGAUGACAAAAAGUCUAGUAGUUCAGACAAGAAGAGUCAUCAUAGCUCAUCUUCAUCCUCCAAAAGUUCUUCUAAACAUACCUCAAGUUCCAGUUCACAUCGUUCUAGUUCCAUAUCUUACAAAUCUAGUAGUCAUCGUUCUAGUUCUAGUAGUAGUAGUUCAAAAAGUUCUAGUUCCAAGGAUAAGUCUUCCAAGGACAGACAUCAUUCAUCUAAUUCAUCCAGUAAACAUAGUUCUAGUAAAAGUAAAUUUGAUAAAGAGCGAGAAAAAGAAAAACAGAAAAAGGAUCAGGCAGAAAAGGAUAAAGCGACAUUAGAGAAAGUUCAAGGACAGGCAUUAAGUUCAAAAUUCGGAAAAAUACCUAAAAAGAAGUUGGAAGAAGAAAAAUCAGGGGAUGCAGCUGUAAGGAAAUCAUCAACAGAUUCUCGGGAUAGUUCUAAAGAAAAUAAGGCUGAUUCAAAAAAAGUUACUGCAGUGCCAGAGAAAAAGAACAUUUCUAUUUCUAUUGAAAGUAGAAAGAAUUCUCAAGAUUCCACGACACGGCCAAAGACUGUGAAAACAUUUAACUCUAAAUUCAGGUCAACAGGUUUAGAAGAAGAAGUAAAACCACCACCACCAAGAUCAGUAAAGAAACCACAUCCCGUUGUUGACAAAAAGACUGUAUCACAAAAAUUACCUGCCUUAAAAAGGCCAUCUCCACUUAGAGAAGCUAUACCAUCAACAGAUAAACGAGCUAAAGUAUCAUUGGAUUCACCAACUACACCUCCAAGUGACGAAAAGAAGGGAGGCAUCAAAUUAAUACCACCAAAACCAAAACCAAUGGUUUUACAAGAAAGCGAUAUGUUUAUGGAUGCUUUGACUGCAUCUACGAAGAAUAAAGAACCAAGGAAAAGGAAGCGAAGAACAUCCAUUACGAAAGAUGGUCCCACGGAAGCUAAAAAACAAGAAACUGCCAAUAAUGAUAAUCGUGAUGUUACACCUCCACCCACCUCACCACCAAGUGCCGAUGAAAAAUCACCCGUAGUUGUCAAGCCUAACUUUAAGUUUUAUCAAGAUACGUUAGAGACGGAUGAAGAUAAAGAACAUAAAGAGAGGGAGAAUUCAGACGAAGAGAUGAAGAAAGAUAAAGAAGAAGCGGCGGACGAUCAGAAAGAAAACAGGAUAUUCAAAUCGGAUAUUGAUGACGAUGCUAGAAGUAACACACCAACACCGGAAGCUGAUGUGGAGGACAAGAUAUCCGAUUCUCCAGAAGAUAUAUCUUCCAUGUCUGAUUCAAUGAAAAAGGACAAUAUUGGUUCUUAUCCAGAAAUACGAUAUGUUGAUGGCCUGAGAAGCGUUCUGUUACUUCAAAAACGCAAAGGACCAAAGAAAGUAUUAAAAUGGAAAACAGACUUAGAAUCGGUGCGUUAUUUUGAGUUGGAUGAAACGGAAAGGGUGAACGUAACGAAAACAUUUACCGAUAUGAAACAAAUGGAAAAGCAAAAUGAAAGAGAAGCAUUCCAAAUGGCCAGAAAAUUAAGUAAUGAAGACUUAAUGGAAGAAAGAACGAGAUGGAAACCCUUGAUUCCAAUUGAUUUACCGCCACCUUUAGUAGAGGCUGGAAAGGAUAGUAGAGAAAAAGAUAUUCAAUAUGCUAGAGAAAAAGGAAUUUUACAAGCAUUAUACUUCAACCGAAGCAUGAUUCCAGACUCUGCGGCAGAACCUGACGAAGAACGGCAUCAUGUAUACAGUGAACCUAAAACCAUUCCUUUGGACGAUCUCACAGGAAAUAAGGAAAGUGAAAAAGAUUUUACUUCCAUGCCAUGGCCAGAACCAAAACCUCAGUUGCAACCUCAAACACCAGCAGUUUCAAAUUUCCAUUAUCCGUCAUUUCCACAUAAUCAACAGCCAGUAAUGACAUCUAUGGGCCCUCAAAGUUCAAUGGGCCCAAUGCCACAAAUAUCUCAGCAAAUGAUGGGAGCUUCUCAUAUAGGCCCAAUAGGUCCUGAAAUGGGAGGUCCAAUGACUGCUGGAGGAGGAGGCGGUUGGAGAACUGGAGAUGGAAAAGUUGUUGUACCUGAUGGAAUGGGAAUGAAUAUGCCAAAUGCAUUUCCACCAGGAAUAGAAGGUGGUCCAAUGGUACCACCUGGUAUGAUGGGACCACCACCUAUGUAUAAUCAACAACAAGAAAGUUAUGGUAUGAUGGGACCAGAAGAUAUGGGAUUCAAUAACAUGAAUCCAAAUAAUUUUCAAGGCCCCCCUGGUCCUUUAUACGGUCCUGGGCCUAACUUUCAAGGUCCUAGAGGUGCUGGUCCAAUGCAUGGUAGAGGUAGAGGUGUUCCUGGACCUGGAUGGUACAGAGGUGGUGGGGGUCCACCAGGAAGAGGUGGGUGGAGGGGUGGAGGCGGUGGAUGGAGGGGAAACGGGAAGCAACCACCCGUAUGCAGACAAUUUUCAAAGAAUGGCUAUUGUCGAGUCGGUGACAAAUGCCAAUAUCUACAUCCCGGAGUAAACUGUCCACCAUUUUGAAAAUAAUGAUUUAUUUGAAGUUUUUGCAGUAUACAAUAUAAAUGUUCAUUCUAUUUGAAAUGAAUCAAUGGAAAUGAACGGCCCUACUGAAAUGAUCAAAUCAUAUUAGAUCCAAGCUCACAUUAAUUAAAAGAAUUAAUAAUAAUGUGCAAUCUUUUAUUAAUAAUGCAAAGAAUUGAGCACAUGAUAUUUAUACACUUACAUUUUCAUAAGAUUUGAACGAUAUUCGAUAAUUUUCAAUUUAUUUACAUCGCGUAAUGAGAGAUAAAUAUUAUAAGAAAAGGCGUAAUAAAUUUAUUUUUUGUUUAUUCGUACUCUUACAAUUUCAGGUUUGAAAAUUGCUUUAAAUUUCGAAUAACAAUGAAAAAAACAAUAGGUUCAUUAGCUGCUGGACAGCAAAAGGUUCUUAGAUAUUAACAUUCAUUACGAUUUCAAAUAGAUAUUUUUAAAAAAUUCGAGGAAACGUCAACAAUACGUUUAUUUAUUCUAGAACAUAAUAAAAAUUGGAGCACAUCAUCUAAAAUGAAAUUUCGAUUAACGUCUUCCCUUUAUUUUCGUGAUUUACAGAUAGCCACUGCCGAAAGAAUGAUUUAUAUAAUCAAAGGGAUGGGAUUGCUGUAAAUUUUAAUCUUAUUGGCACGACGAAUAGUGAUUUCAAAGUAUGAUGCUAUUAAGCAGGAAAUGUGAAUUCCGAUUUAAGAAGCAUUUGUCUUUCAAAUUGCCAGUUGGGUGUUUAAUCGCUUUCUAUUAAUGAAUAUAUGUAAUUAAAAUGCUGUUAAAACAAAUUAAACGUAAUAUACAAUGGUAUAUUAUAACACCAAAAGUUCAAAUAACAAUUUAAAUAACUUUUUAUUAAAUUAAUAUCUUACAUUUAAUCGUGUAUGUAGAUUGAUUGUAAAUAUCAUAAUUGUAUCAUUUUGUAUAAAAUGUCGCGAGCUCUAAUAACAAGAGACUGUUUUAGGCUUAAAUGGUAUGUAAUAAUAUAAAAGAACAACAAUUUUUAGUAAAAAUAUGUACGUAUGAUUUGAAAUAGUUAAAUGCAGAUCUGAUGUUCAUAGAGUACAUUUUCAUUUAUAAGUUUGAUUGUGUGCUCCAUGAAAUAGAUCGCUGAUAUAUUAUAUAGUAAAUAUUUUUUACGAAUUAAGGGUAGUGGUUAUUUUUUUGUAUAUGAUUGAUCGUUAUGUUUAUAUGUAACAUCGAUUGUUGUAUAAGAGCUGCUUGAUGGAAUAUAUGAGUCACACCUAUUUUCUAAAAUAUGCUGCAUUAUUAUAUUAAUUGAAAGACUUCCUUCAUGACAUAUUUAUAUACAUUUUCUACAUUUAUUUUUAAAUGUUUUUGUUUUUUUCAUUAUUAUAUCGAAUUAUUUUUUUCACUAUUAUAUCGAAUUAUUGUUUCUGUAUUUAUAAUUAUCUGUUUUAUUGAUAUUAUAUAUUUGUUCAAAAUUGUUAACAAUUGAAAAUUU
Molecule: messenger RNA, 5618 nt
Organism: Heterotrigona itama
Lineage: Eukaryota; Metazoa; Arthropoda; Insecta; Hymenoptera; Apidae
Source: the annotation of a GenBank genome assembly